Molecule: messenger RNA, 8586 nt
Organism: Jatropha curcas
Lineage: Eukaryota; Viridiplantae; Streptophyta; Magnoliopsida; Malpighiales; Euphorbiaceae
Gene: ILA
Product: putative protein kinase regulator ILITHYIA
Biological process (GO): regulation of translation; cellular response to amino acid starvation
Cellular component (GO): cytosol
Molecular function (GO): protein kinase regulator activity
Source: RefSeq, a predicted model, not a curated record
ACUCAUAGUCUCUUCAGUCAGUUCAGUUCAGUUCAGCUUCUAAAACCCUAAUCAAAUUUUAAAACGUACUUUCCUUUCAUCUGGAUUGCUAUAUGCAUCACCUACUCUCCAUUUCCGUUGCCGGAGCUUGAAGUUUUUACUCGGAUCCAUAAUCCGGACCUCCCCGUUUCAAAUGGCGGAUUCCCUCAUUUCCAUCGCCGCUUCCGUCUCCACUCCAUCCACCAAGAAACGGGUCCGGAUCUUCCGCGAUGAUAUCCCUUCGAUUCUCAACAAUUCAGAGAUGUCUCCUGAGCUUGUGUCAUUGUUGGUAGAUAUAAUUUUUAAAACAUUGGCUAUAUAUGGGGAUCUUAGAUCAAGGAAAGCAGUUGAUGAUGUGAUCGCAAAAGCUUUAGGUGAAAUCACAUUCAUGAAAAGUUUUGCUGCAACCCUUGUUCAGACCAUGGAAAGGCAGUCAAAGUUCCAUUCCCAUGUGGGCUGCUACAGACUUCUCAAGUGGUCAUGUCUUCUGUUAAGCAAGAGUCAGUUUGCUGCAGUUUCAAAGAAUGCAGUGUGCAGGGUUUCUGCAGUCCAGGCAUCUCUGCUUCAUAUUGUUAUUCAGAGAUCUUUUCGGGAGAAAAGGGCUUGCAAUAAAUUAUUUUUUCAUUUAUUUUCACAGUCACCGGACAUAUACAAAAUCUACAUGGAUGACUUAAAGGAUUUACGGAUUCCCUACAAGGAUAGUCCAGAAUUAAUGUCGCUGUUGCUGGAGUUUUCAAUUGCAUCACCUUCUUUUGAACAAUUUAAGCCAAUUUUUCUUGAUUUAUAUGUUAAGGCAGUUUUAAAUGCCAAAGAAAAGCCUCCAGCAGGGCUUAGUGAAUCUUUCCGUCCACUUUUUAUGCAUUUGUUGCAUGAAGAUUUUCAAAAUAUUGUGGUUCCAUCUUCAGUAAAAAUGUUAAAGCGCAACCCUGAGAUUGUGUUGGAAUCAGUGGGAAUUCUUUUGAAAUUAGUUGAACUUGAUUUGAGCAAGUAUGCGAGUGAACUUCUUUCUGUAGUAUUGUCACAGGCUCGACACACAGAUGAAAGUAGAAGACUUGGGGCAUUGGCUGUAGUUCGUUCUUUGAGCCAAAAGUCGAGUAACCCUGAUGCUUUAGAGGCAAUGUUUGGUGUUGUUAAAGCUGUAAUUGGAGGCUCAGAGGGAAGACUUCAGUUUCCUUACCAGAGAAUUGGCAUGUUCAAUGCUCUUCAAGAGUUGUCAUAUGCUCCUGAAGGAAAAUAUUUAAGCAGUCUGUCAUGUAAAAUAUGUGGGUUCCUUUUGUCUUGCUACAAAGAUGAGGGAAAUGAAGAAGUAAAGCUUGCAAUUUUGUGUGCUAUUUCUUCUUGGGCAGCACGAUCUGCCGAUGCUGUUCAGACAGAUAUGGUUUCUUUUAUUGCUUCUGGUCUUAAGGAGAAGGAAAUUUUGAGAAGGGGGCAUCUUCGUUGUCUACGGGUCAUAUGCAAAAAUGCUGAUGCUGUUUUGCAGAUAUCCUCUUUGCUUGGGCCUCUCAUACAAUUAGUCAAAACUGGUUUCACUAAGGCAGUUCAGCGCCUGGAUGGUGUAUAUGCUUUGCUUAUUGCUGCAAAGAUUGCAUCUGCUGACAUCAAAGCAGAGGAGACUAUGGCAAAGGAAAAGAUCUGGUCUCUGAUUUCUCAAAAUGAACCUUCACUUGUACAAACUUCUGUGGCUUCAAAAUUGUCUACUGAAGAUUGUUUGGCAUGUGUUGACCUUCUUGAAGUGCUCCUAGUGGAACAUUCACGCAGAGUUUUGGAAGUUUUUUCAAUGAAAUUGCUGUUACAGUUAAUGGUCUUCUUAAUAUGCCAUCCAAGUUGGGAGAUUCGAAAAGUGUCACAUGAUGCUAUCAAAAGGAUAAUUACUUCUGUCCCACAAUUAUCUGAAGCACUUUUAACUGAGUUCACUAGUUUUCUUUCAGUAGUUAGAGAGAGACUGUCUGUUUCAAAAACAAGUGACACAGAUAAUUCAUUGGACACUCAAGUUUCUUUUCUUCCAUCGGUUGAAGUAUUAGUGAAGGCUUUAAUUGUGAUAUCGUCUGCAACUCUUGCUACUUCUCCAAGUAUUUCUGCUCAAAUAAUAUUCUGCUCGCAUCAUCCAUGCAUAGUGGGCACAGCAAAAAGAGAUGCAGUUUGGAGGAGGGUCCGAAAAUGUUUACAAACACUUGGGUUUGAUGUCUUUUGCAUUAUUUCUGCAGAGGUUGAGAAUUUGUGCAAGGUUCUGCUUGGACCAAUGGGGUUGAUGAGUUUGAAUGUCUUGGAACAAGAAGCAGCAAUAAAUUCUCUAACCACACUGAUGUCAAUUGCACCUAGAGAGAUUUAUAUGGAGUUUGAAAAGCACUUAAGAAAUCUUGAAGAUCGUUAUUCACAUGAUAUGCUUUCAGAAAGUGAUAUUCAGAUUUUUCAUACUCCUGAAGGAGUUCUUUCCAGCGAACAAGGUGUAUAUGUUGCAGAAUCUGUUGCUACUAGGAAUACAAAACAAGCAAAGGGUCGUUUCCGGAUGUACGAGGACCAAGAUGGCAUGGAUCAUAUCAGUUCUAAUCAUUCUGUCAAGAGAGAACCAGCGGGUAGAGAAGCUGCUGGUCCGGGGAAAAAGGAUACUGGAAAAUUAGUGAAGAAAGCUGACAAAGGAAAGACUGCAAAAGAAGAGGCACGUGAGUUAUUGCUAAAAGAGGAGGCUUCAAUACGUGAGAAGGUCCGAGGUAUACAGCAUAAUCUGUCUUUGGUGCUGAGGACACUUGGGGAAAUUGCCAUAGCUAAUCCUAUAUUUGCUCACAGUCAACUGCCUUCCCUGGUUAAGUUUGUUGAUCCUUUGCUGCGGUCCCCUAUAGUAAGUGAUGUGGCUUAUGAAACCUUGGUGAAACUUGCUGGAUGUACAGCUCCACCGCUUUGUAAUUGGGCCCUUGAUAUUGCUACUGCUCUACGGCUUAUUGUCACUGAGGAUGUCAGUGUUCUGCUAGAUCUAAUUCUGGCAGUUGGUGAAGCGGAAGCCAAUGAAAGACCAUCCCUGGGACUUUUUGAAAGAAUAAUUAAUGGAUUAUCAAUCUCUUGUAAAUCUGAACCUCUUCCUGUAGAUUCCUUCACUUUUGUCUUUCCAAUAAUGGAGCGUAUUCUUUUAACUCCAAAGAAGACUGCACUUCAUGAUGAUGUGCUUCGGAUUCUCUAUUUGCAUAUGGAUCCCCAAUUACCCCUCCCAAGACUUAGAAUGCUAUCAGCUCUUUAUCAUGUUCUAGGUGUUGUUCCUGCUUACCAAGCACCCGUUGGAGCAGCCUUGAAUGAAUUGUGCCUUGGUCUGCAGUCAGAUGAAGUUGCAUCUGCUCUGUAUGGUGUGUAUGCAAAAGACGUCCAUGUGAGAAUGGCAUGCUUAAAUGCCAUAAAAUGCAUUCCUGCUGUUUCUAGUCAUUCUCUUCCUGAGAAUGUUGAGGUUGCAACCAGCAUUUGGAUUGCGUUACAUGAUCCAGAAAAGUCAAUUGCUGAAGCGGCAGAGGAUAUCUGGGAUCGCUAUGGACAUGAAUUUGGGACUGACUAUUCUGGACUUUUCAAAGCACUUUGUCAUAGCAACUAUAAUGUUCGUAUGGCUGCUGCAGAGGCAUUGGCUGCUGCUUUGGACGAAAACCCUGAUUCUAUACAGGAAUCGCUUUCAACUUUAUUUUCCUUAUAUAUUCGAGAUUCUGCUUUUGGUGAGGACAAUAUUGAUGCUGGGUGGAUAGGCAGACAAGGAUUAGCUUUGGCUUUACAUUCUGCUGCUGAUGUUCUGAGAACAAAAGACCUUCCUGUUGUCAUGACAUUCCUCAUAUCACGAGCGUUGGCUGAUCCUAAUGCAGAUGUUCGGGGAAGAAUGAUCAAUGCUGGAAUAAUGAUUAUUGAUAAGCAUGGGAAAGAAAAUGUUUCCUUGUUAUUUCCAAUCUUUGAGAAUUACUUGAACAAAAAGGCAUCAGAUGAGGAAAAGUAUGAUUUGGUUCGUGAGGGUGUAGUUAUUUUUACCGGAGCUUUGGCUAAACAUUUGGAAAAGGAUGAUCCAAAAGUUCAUACUGUAGUUGAGAAGUUGUUGGAUGUGUUGAACACUCCGUCAGAAGCUGUUCAGCGGGCAGUGUCAACGUGCCUGUCUCCACUCAUGCAAUCAAAGCAAGAUGAUGCAGCUGCACUUUUUUCUAGACUGCUGGAUCAGCUGAUGAAGAGCGACAAAUAUGGUGAACGUCGUGGAGCAGCUUUUGGACUUGCUGGGGUGGUAAAGGGAUUUGGAAUAUCUUGCCUAAAGAAAUACGGGAUUAUUGCAGCCUUAAGAGAAGGCUUUGUUGAUAGGAAUUCUGCAAAAUCUCGUGAAGGAGCUCUUCUGGCUUUUGAGUGCUUUUGUGAAAAGCUGGGGAAACUGUUUGAACCGUAUGUGAUUCAGAUGUUACCACUACUUCUGGUUUCUUUCUCUGAUCAAGUUGUUGCUGUUCGUGAAGCUGCUGAAUGUGCUGCUCGUGCAAUGAUGUCUCAACUCAGUGCACAGGGGGUUAAGCUUGUCCUUCCUUCACUGCUAAAGGGUCUUGAGGAUAAAGCCUGGCGGACAAAGCAAAGCAGCGUACAGCUUCUUGGUGCUAUGGCUUACUGUGCUCCUCAACAGUUGUCUCAGUGCCUCCCCAAAGUUGUUCCGAAACUGACAGAGGUAUUAACUGAUACUCAUCCCAAAGUCCAGUCAGCCGGGCAAACAGCGCUUCAGCAGGUAGGGAGUGUGAUAAAGAAUCCAGAAAUAGCUUCCCUUGUCCCUACUCUGCUCAUGGGCCUUACAGACCCAAAUGAUCAUACCAAGUAUUCCCUUGACAUUCUCCUCCAGACAACUUUUGUUAAUUCCAUUGAUGCCCCUUCUCUUGCACUGUUGGUACCAAUAGUUCAUAGAGGGCUAAGGGAGCGGAGUGCUGAAACUAAAAAGAAAGCUGCACAAAUUGUUGGAAAUAUGUGUUCAUUAGUUACAGAACCGAAGGAUAUGAUUCCUUACAUUGGGUUGCUUCUUCCUGAAGUUAAAAAGGUUCUUGUGGAUCCAAUCCCUGAAGUUAGGUCUGUUGCAGCACGGGCAAUUGGGUCGCUUAUAAGAGGAAUGGGAGAAGAAAACUUCCCAGAUCUUGUCCCAUGGCUUUUUGAUACGCUAAAAUCUGAUAAUAGUAAUGUUGAGCGCUCCGGAGCUGCUCAAGGGUUGAGUGAGGUAUUAGCUGCACUAGGAACGGAAUACUUUGAACAUGUACUACCUGAUAUUAUACGGAAUUGUUCUCAUCAAAGGGCAUCUGUACGUGAUGGAUAUUUGACACUUUUCAAGUAUUUGCCAAGGUCACUAGGUGUUCAAUUCCAGAACUAUUUGCAGCAGGUGCUGCCUGCUAUCUUAGAUGGUCUUUCUGAUGAGAAUGAAUCUGUGCGUGAUGCGGCAUUAGGAGCUGGUCAUGUCCUUGUUGAGCAUUAUGCAACAACGGCCUUGCCUCUUCUUCUUCCAGCAGUCGAAGAUGGUAUAUUUAAUGAUAAUUGGCGUAUCCGGCAAAGCUCCGUGGAAUUAUUAGGAGACCUCUUGUUUAAGGUUGCUGGAACUUCUGGAAAAGCUUUACUUGAGGGUGGUAGUGAUGAUGAAGGUGCUAGUACUGAAGCACAUGGACGUGCGAUUAUUGAGGUUUUAGGAAGAGAGAAACGUAAUGAAGUUCUUGCUGCAUUAUAUAUGGUUAGAACGGAUGUGAGCUUGUCCGUGCGUCAGGCUGCGUUACAUGUAUGGAAAACUAUUGUGGCAAAUACUCCGAAGACUCUAAAGGAAAUCAUGCCAGUUUUGAUGAAUACAUUAAUAUCCUCUUUGGCAUCAUCAUCAUCUGAAAGGCGCCAGGUUGCUGGACGAGCAUUGGGUGAACUUGUGCGGAAGCUUGGUGAGAGAGUACUUCCUUUGAUUAUCCCAAUCUUAUCCCGGGGGCUGAAGGAUCCUGAUGCUAGCAGAAGACAAGGUGUAUGCAUUGGUCUGAGUGAGGUAAUGGCAAGUGCUGGAAGGAGUCAGCUAUUGAAUUUUAUGGAUGAGCUCAUCCCCACUAUUAGGACUGCCCUUUGCGAUAGCAUGCCUGAGGUUCGUGAGUCUGCAGGCUUAGCAUUCAGCACUCUGUACAAGAGUGCUGGAAUGCAAGCAAUUGAUGAAAUCGUUCCAACUCUUCUGCAUGCUCUGGAGGAUGAUGAAACCUCUGAUACUGCUCUCGAUGGCCUCAAACAAAUUUUAAGUGUCAGGACUGCGGCCGUAUUACCUCAUAUUCUGCCCAAGCUUGUUCACCUUCCCCUCUCUGCCUUCAACGCACAUGCUCUGGGAGCAUUAGCAGAGGUUGCUGGACCAGGGCUUAAUGUCCAUCUUGGUACCAUUCUCCCUGCCUUACUCUCCGCAAUGGAUGAUGAGGACAAGGAAGUUCAAACUCUGGCAAAGGAGGCUGCAGAAACAGUGGUCUUGGUCAUAGAUGAAGAAGGUGUCGAGUACUUGAUAACUGAACUUCUUAAAGGUGUUGGAGAUAGCAUGGCUUCUGUUAGGAGAAGUUCGUCAUAUCUGAUAGGAUACUUCUUCAAAAACAGCAAGUUAUAUUUGGUUGACGAAGCUCCAAACAUGAUAUCUACACUGAUUAUUUUGCUUAGCGAUACGGAUUCUGCAACCGUUAAAGUUGCCUGGGAAGCACUAUCAAGGGUUGUUGGCUCAAUUCCUAAGGAAGUACUUCCUUCAUAUAUAAAACUGGUGCGGGAUGCUGUUUCUACAUCCAGAGAUAAGGAACGUAGGAAAAAGAAGGGAGGACCAGUUGUCAUUCCUGGUUUCUGUCUUCCAAAAGCUCUUCAGCCAUUACUUCCCAUAUUUCUCCAAGGCUUAAUUAGCGGCUCUGCAGAAUUAAGAGAGCAGGCAGCAUUGGGCCUUGGGGAGCUUAUUGAAGUGACUAGUGAACAAUCACUGAAGGAGUUUGUCAUCCCAAUCACAGGGCCUCUCAUCCGGAUCAUAGGUGAUCGGUUCCCUUGGCAGGUGAAGAGUGCCAUUUUGUCUACUUUAAGCAUCAUAAUAAGAAAAGGUGGGGUGGCCCUGAAACCUUUUCUUCCCCAGCUUCAAACAACUUUUAUCAAGUGUUUACAAGAUAAUACAAGGACUGUCCGUACAAGUGCUGCUCUUGCACUUGGGAAGCUUAGUUCGCUCAGUACCAGGGUUGAUCCUCUAGUCAGUGACCUCCUGUCCAGUCUUCAGUCAUCAGAUGCUGGUGUGAGGGAGGCCAUCCUCAUGGCUUUGAAAGGUGUCUUGAAGCAUGCUGGGAAGAGUGUGAGCAUUGCUGUCAAAAUUCGUGUUUAUGGUCAAUUAAAUGAUCUGAUUGAUCAUGAUGAUGACCAAGUCCGAAUUUCAGCUGCUAGCAUAUUUGGUAUCACAUCACAGUAUAUGGAAACUGCUCAGCUUAUUGACCUUCUUCAUAAAGUCUCAAGUUUGGCCUCUUCUCCAAGCUGGGUUUCUAGGCAUGGCUCAGUGCUCACUAUCUCAUCCUUGCUAAGACACAAUCCUUCUUCUAUUAUUACUUAUGCGGAGUUCCCAUCUAUUGUAGACUGCAUUAAAGUCGGCUUGCAAGAUGAGAAGUUCCCUCUUCGUGAAACUUCAACCAAGGCAUUGGGAAGGCUUCUCCUUUAUCAAAUCCAAACCGAUCCUGCAAAAACUUCUGCAUAUGCAGAUGUCAUAUCAUCCAUAGUGUCAGCUUUACGUGAUGACUCCAGUGAAGUCAGGAGGAGGGCAUUAUCUGCAAUUAAAGCUGUUGCAAAAGCAAGUCCUACAUCCAUCAUGUCUCAUGUUUCUAUCGUCGGCCCUGCACUUGCUGAAUGUUUGAAGGAUGGUAGUACUCCAGUGAGGAUGGCGGCAGAGAGAUGUGCCCUGCACGCCUUCCAGUUAACGAAAGGUGCAGAAAAUGUUCAGGCUGCUCAAAAGUUUAUCACAGGCUUGGAGGCAAGACGACUUUCAAAGUUCCCUGAGCAUAGUGACGACAGUGAGGAUAGCGAAGAUGACUUGACAAGUAGCUGAAACGUUGGUUGCUGAUCCAUUUUUAUUUUUGAUUGUUCAAGAGAUUUAGUUAACAAUCUGUACCGACAUGAAGGUUUUGGCCAAUAGAUUUGCGGCAUUUUUGUCUGUAGUGAGUAUAUAGUAAUAUACACACGUAGCAAGAAACAGGUUUGACACCCAAAUUUUCUCAAUUGGGUUUAAUUUAAAGUUUCUAUAUAGAUGUUGAUGAGAGCUAUAAGAAGAUGAUGAGCACAAGGUAGCACUCAUUUUUUAAAACUUUCAGAAUUUGCAUUAGAAAAUAGGAAAAGUUAAGUGUUAUAGAGCUGUCCUGUUGUAAUUCAUGUUCAACUGUGCUUUAUAUAGCCAUUUGAUGAUCUUUAUGUUCUUUCCCUGCCCAAAUUAUUUUUUUUCCUCUUAUGUGCAGUAGUGUUGUUGAACAACUAGUUAGAAAUUGGGAAUAAUCAAUUAUUUGGUCAAAUCAUUGUCUCUAUUGUGCCAUAAAAUGAUGUAAUAUUACGUUAUUGAUUUUGAAAUUAUAUCCUAGUUGAUUGUGAACCGUC